AUGCCUUUUGGGUUAGCAGGUUUGAGAGAACAGGUGCUGAAGCCUGGGAAGGAGGAAGUGAAGAACACCGUUGGGGACUCUAUGGGAAAACUGCAAAGGAAAAUAGAUGGUAGCAAUGUAGAAGCCGAGGACAACAUUGAACUGACGGAGGAUGGGCGUCCGGUGGCGUCAACUCAACACGCUCCCCCGCUGCUGGACUGCAGCUGUGGAGGACUACCCAAACGCUACAUCAUCGCCAUCCUCAGCGGGCUGGGCUUCUGCAUCUCCUUUGGCAUCCGCUGCAACCUCGGCGUGGCCAUCGUGGAGAUGGUGAACAACAACACGGUGUACAUCAAUGGAACUCCUGUGCUUCAGAAAGCUCAGUUUAACUGGGACCCAGAGACAGUGGGGCUGAUCCACGGCUCCUUUUUCUGGGGAUACAUUGUCACUCAAAUCCCCGGCGGUUUCAUCUCCAACAAGCUGUCAGCCAACAGGGUAUUUGGGGCGGCCAUUUUCCUGACAUCAGUGCUCAACAUGUUCAUUCCUUCAGCAGCCAGGGUGCACUACGGCUGCGUCAUGUUUGUCCGCAUCCUGCAGGGCCUUGUGGAGGGUGUCACCUACCCAGCAUGCCAUGGGAUGUGGUCCAAAUGGGCGCCACCUCUUGAACGGAGUCGACUGGCCACGACAUCUUUCUGUGGUUCAUAUGCAGGAGCAGUGAUCGCCAUGCCAUUAGCUGGAGUGCUUGUUCAGUAUGUUGGAUGGUCUUCAGUCUUCUACAUCUAUGGUGUUUUCGGGAUCUUUUGGUACAUCCUGUGGCUCCUGCUGGCGUAUGGAAGUCCUGCUGCUCAUCCCACCAUCACUCAGGAGGAGAGGACGUACAUUGAGACCACCAUUGGUGAAACAAUGCGCCAGUUGAGUGUGACUGAGAAAUUCAAGACUCCAUGGCGUCGUUUCUUCACCUCUAUGCCCGUCUAUGCAAUCAUCGUGGCCAACUUCUGCCGCAGCUGGACCUUCUACCUGCUCCUCAUCAGCCAGCCGGCAUACUUUGAGGAAGUGUUUGGCUUUCCUAUUAGCAAGGUGGGGCUCCUGUCUGCUGUACCCCACAUGGUGAUGACGAUAGUGGUUCCUAUCGGAGGACAGCUGGCCGACUUCUUACGCACCAACAAAAUCAUGUCCACUACAAAUGUGAGGAAACUUAUGAACUGUGGAGGGUUUGGGAUGGAGGCAACCCUGCUGCUGGUGGUCGGGUUUUCUCACACUCGGGGCGUCGCCAUCUCCUUCCUGGUUCUGGCUGUAGGAUUCAGUGGAUUCGCCAUUUCAGGUUUCAAUGUCAAUCAUCUGGAUAUCGCUCCUCGUUACGCCAGCAUCCUGAUGGGAAUCUCAAACGGAGUGGGAACGCUCUCUGGGAUGGUGUGUCCGUUGAUUGUUGGAGCCCUGACUAAAAACAAGACGCGUCUGGAGUGGCAGCACGUCUUUAUCAUUGCGUCCAUGGUGCAUUACACGGGGGUCAUCUUCUACGCCAUCUUUGCCUCUGGAGAGCAGCAGGAGUGGGCCGAUCCCGAGAACACCAGCGAGGAUAAACGCGGCAUCAUGGAUGAGGACGAGCUGGCUGAAGAGUCCGAGCUGAACACUGACAACGUGAUCGCUCCCAAGAGGAGCUAUGGAACCACAGACAAUUCAUCCGGGCGCAAACAAGGCUGGACAAAGAAACGAGGGGCCGCCGUGCAGCAGCAGCAGGAGGAGGAGGAGGGGGGGGAACAUUUCAGGAACGGGGACUUCCAGGACGGAUACCAGUGA
This is a messenger RNA of Labrus bergylta (ballan wrasse), 1776 nucleotides long. It is a transcript of the gene slc17a8, whose product is annotated as solute carrier family 17 member 8. The record is from RefSeq and is a predicted model, not a curated record. Gene Ontology annotation, cellular component: synaptic vesicle membrane; excitatory synapse. Gene Ontology annotation, biological process: transmembrane transport; regulation of synapse structure or activity; monoatomic anion transport. Gene Ontology annotation, molecular function: neurotransmitter transmembrane transporter activity; L-glutamate transmembrane transporter activity. Lineage: Eukaryota; Metazoa; Chordata; Actinopteri; Labriformes; Labridae.